Molecule: messenger RNA, 402 nt
Organism: Ostertagia ostertagi
Lineage: Eukaryota; Metazoa; Nematoda; Chromadorea; Rhabditida; Trichostrongylidae
Source: the annotation of a GenBank genome assembly
AUGUCUUCUCAAAAUCACGCGAAGUCGAAGGAGCUGGAUAUGGCGGAACGUUUGACGGAUGCAGUGCGUAUACUUGAUCAUGAUCCAUCGUUAGCGCUUUACCGUUUACAAGAACAUGUGGGACGCAGUUUACCUGGACUUGUAAAUCGAAGAAUUCUACUGAAUCAGCAAACGGCGUUGCUCUCUGGCGUACAGUUCGACCUUGAGAACGCUUUGAGCACUGUUGAAAAUAUACGACAGUCCAGCUCCACAUUUGAGGAGUGCACUGAAAUGUUACGUAACUGCAUUUUUUACAAGCAGCAAUUGGAUUUUGACGCAAAACGGAAGGUAUCUGAAAUCGCAGUAAAAGGGCGCAGCAAAUCGCUGCACGACGUUACGCGACAGGCGGAGAAAGAGAAAUGA